Messenger RNA from Phytomonas sp. Hart1, 2118 nucleotides. The record is from the annotation of a GenBank genome assembly. Lineage: Eukaryota; Euglenozoa; Kinetoplastea; Trypanosomatida; Trypanosomatidae.
AUGCUCCGUCGUGUGCCAGUAUCCGCGGUUUUCCCUUACAUCCGCACCAUCACCUCACGAGGGCAGUUUAAUCCCAUUCACGACUUCUCAGAGAGCCUUGAAGAGGCUCACCGGGCGCGUAAUGUGGAGGAGUUCACGCGCAUGAUUACGAACCCCGGCCCAAUGCGGGUGGGCUACUCCUCCGACUACCUCGACUGGCUCUACCGCGCCUACCAGUCCAAACUUCUCCACUACGACGCGCGGAAGAAGGAGGAAACGAGACUUAACGUGGGGCCAAGGGGGGGUUCGCCCGGAUCCUCAACAUUGGCAUCUUCAGGCUCACAGCGGUAUUGUAGGGAAGGGGAAGAAGAAGAGAGAGGGGAGGAUCUCGCGCAUUUUUCACGCCCCCCGCACUCCCUCCGCCGCCGCGUCGGCGAGGCCAAACGGCGGGAAGCCCAGCGCGAGCUCGAUGCCGUCGCCAAGGCGCAGGGCAUGCUGGACCUCUUUGAGCGACAGCCCCACUUUCCCACGAUCCACCUCUCGCGCGCCAGCCGCUUUCACCUUGUGGAGCUUUUUAAAACCAUCCUGCUCGACCGCGCGUUUGACACGAUGGCGGUUUGGGAUAAGGCGCUGCUCUACCGCGCGAUCCUCCAGGAGCGGCGUGGGGGAUACCCCCCCAGCUUCGACUACAUUUUUGAUGCCGUCGAGAAGACCGUCCUCGCGGGAAGUGAAAGCACGGACACCAGGGCGGGGAAUCAUCCUUCUUCACCCCCCGCCCGCACCCCUACCGAGGAGGAUUAUUUUUACUUUCUCUAUCUUGUUAAGCGAUAUUACGUGGAUAAUGCGGUGGAAGGACACGUUGUGCUACGCUGCUGCCGUGAGCCGAACGCAUCCGAGCUUCUCUUUUCGAACCCACCACCAAAGGAGGAUAAGGAAGUCCGCGCGUCCAUCCAGAGCGCCUUUCUUCGAAACCGGAAAGACGGCGAUGCAGAAGGCGCUGAACAAGGCCACGAGGAAAGGCUUUUCUCGUUUUGCGCGCCAACGCGCUACCCUCCGAUCGAGUUCCUCUGGAAAUGCGAGGAGAACCUUCCAUUGCUGACGAUUUUGGUAUUCGGUGAGCUGAAUCUUAUGGUGUCGGAGAACCCCUUCGUGAAGUACCCCAACGCGCACGCGUUUUUAACCCGACCCUACGCGGAGGCGGAGGAGGAGGGAAUCCGGGCGGGGGGUGGACGAGGGGCUUCAGCAUCCUCGCCGAAACCCCGUGGAGGAGGAGGGGGAGGGUCGCGAUGGGAUCGUGAGGGGGACGUCCUUUCCCUGGCGAGCCUCAUCGUGGAGCGGCGUCGCCAUCUGAACCUCGCCCACAUCCCGUACAUCCUCGCAAGCGCGUUAGAUGGGCGGGCAGCCGACCUUCGCCGCCUUCAACAGCGCUACCAUCGCGAGGAUAUACUUGGCUUUCAGAGGCUCCUGCGAGGGGAUGGGGAGUCCCCGGCGGAGUACCUUUCUUUUUCGGAUUGGAGCUAUUUAAACCCGAACGCGGUACGGGCGGAGGUCCGGGAUCGCCUCCAGCGCCGCGGCAUGGAGGCCCUUAGGCUCUACGACACGGCCACGAACGACCUCUUUCGCGUCGGGUUCGAGGAGGCCGAGAUGACGAGUCUGACGCGGCCUGUGGAGGGGGUCCAUACCCUGCCAAGUUAUAUCCCCACCCUACCACACUUUAUUGUGCAGAUUACAAAGGACCCUCACGUGGCUUGUUUGCUUUACGUCGUCCUCCCCUCUCUCUCCCCCAGGACGGGGGAAGAAGAGGGAAAAAGUCAGGAAAUGCAGAGGCUCAUCCACCAGCUAGGGAGUAUGCUCCACCGGAUGGCUUUGGAGUUCCACAAGCAGGAGCUCCGACGCGUGAAUAAACAAAAGGUCAACGUGGCCGCCACGCUGCUGGAUAAUUUCGUUCGCGCCGAGCUCAAGCGCUGUCUAACGCGGCCUGCCGAGGGGGCGGAAGAGGAGGAAGGGGUGAAAGGAAUCCUCCGUCGGCUGGGUGAAUUUCGCCCGUUUGAGGGCCGUAUGUUGGAUGAAAGCGGGUUUACCACGGAUGCGCGAGUGGAGGAUUACACGCGAUGGAUGGCACCGCCCGUCACGAAGUGA